Labeo rohita (rohu) is the source of this 828-nucleotide messenger RNA. RefSeq names its product uracil nucleotide/cysteinyl leukotriene receptor-like. Bases 1 to 828 code for a protein of 275 amino acids. Gene Ontology annotation, cellular component: membrane. The transcript has a single exon. The record is from RefSeq and is a predicted model, not a curated record. Gene Ontology annotation, molecular function: G protein-coupled receptor activity. Gene Ontology annotation, biological process: phospholipase C-activating G protein-coupled receptor signaling pathway; positive regulation of Rho protein signal transduction. NCBI's taxonomy places the organism in Eukaryota, Metazoa, Chordata, Actinopteri, Cypriniformes, Cyprinidae.
AUGAACACCACCAUCCCAGGAGCUUCCAACAACACCACAACUCCUUACAUCUUGAUGACAAGCAGUCUAGAAAUUUGCAUCUUCAGCAUCAAUGUCUUGUUUGGUCUUCCUACACACUCCUAUGUCAUAUGGCUCAUCAUCAAAGGAACAGGAAAAGGAGUUGCAUCAGAGUUCUUCAACUUCAAUCUCUCUGUUUGUGAGAUCGGUGUCUGUCUGGAUUUUUUGUUAUUUACCCUGGCAAUCUGGUUUUUAUUUCUUAUUCCAUUAGGGCUGUUUUUACAAGGACUCACCAUCACUGGUCGUGCUCUGUUUCAGUGUCUGAUCUGUGUUGAGCGUUACUUGGCAGUGGUUCAUCCUGUAACCUUUCUAAAGUACAAACCUCUCAGAUAUAGAGCGAUCUGCUGCGCUGCGGCCUGGAUAAUUAUCUUUGGCUCCAGUUUGGUCUGCAUGUUCACAUUAAUGUCAUCUAAUAUUAAUGCACAUGCAUUGUUCUUUUCACUGCAGUUUCUUCUCUUCCUCUCCAUCCAGUUGUUUUGUCUUGUGGCUGUUCUCAGAGCUCUGAAACAGUCAGGACCAGGAGAGAAGGGAAAAAAGAGAGAGGAGGAAAACCACAUAAAGAGAAGAGCGAUUUAUCUCAUUUUAAUAACUACUGUGAAUAUGGUUAUCACAUACGUGCCAAUUAUUAUCUCAGGAGUAUUUAUAAUUUUGAGAAACAACUAUCAUUUAGCAUACUGGGCCCCUGGUUUGGUUUGUUAUGUGCUGGCUGGUUUUGUUCAGCCUGUUCUUUAUCUGCAUCAGGCUGGGAAACUCUCUUGCCUCUCUUGUUAA